AUGGUUGAAGCUGAGGUGGCACUGGAUGCUAAUCCAAAAAGGUGUGGUUCAUAUGACAUGCCAAGUGGGACUGGGCGGACUGUUGUGGGUCAGCCCUUGGUGGGAGUGGGUGGGUCAAAGGAUCCGGGUCCGGUGGUUACGGGUACGCCAGCCCAACAAGCUUGGCUAUGGAUUCCUGGUAUGGUAACACAACCCUACGACUUGGUUACUCUCGAGCCUACAAGGGUCGUUGAAACCCUCAAGAAUCUCACCGCAAGGUUUCAUGACUACAGAGUGGUUGAUGUCGUGAACUUGUUACCCACUGCCAAUGAUGGAACCAUCAGGCAUUUAUAUAUACAGAUGUGA
Lactuca virosa is the source of this 345-nucleotide messenger RNA. The record is from the annotation of a GenBank genome assembly. Lineage: Eukaryota; Viridiplantae; Streptophyta; Magnoliopsida; Asterales; Asteraceae.